Molecule: messenger RNA, 2502 nt
Organism: Centrocercus urophasianus (Greater sage-grouse)
Lineage: Eukaryota; Metazoa; Chordata; Aves; Galliformes; Phasianidae
Gene: NTMT2
Product: N-terminal Xaa-Pro-Lys N-methyltransferase 2
Exons: 4
Coding region: 1-855 (284 amino acids)
Biological process (GO): N-terminal protein amino acid methylation
Cellular component (GO): cytoplasm
Molecular function (GO): N-terminal protein N-methyltransferase activity
Source: RefSeq, a predicted model, not a curated record
AUGGCAUAUAAAGCAGCACAUCUGGCUUUUAAGUCACGCUGGCACAAGACAGACGAAGAACUCUGUCGCCACAGCAUGUCAUUUGACUUACAUAAGGCAAUCCAGAAUGACUUCUUUCAGUGUUACCUUUAUCUGCUGGAAACUCUUCCCCUGGUGAAACUUUACGCUUUAACAAGUCAAGUUAUCAAUGGGGAGAUGCAGUUCUACGCCAGGGCCAAACACUUCUACCAGGAGGUACCAGCCACAGAAGAGGGCAUGAUGGGAGACUACAUUGAGCUCUCCAAUAUAGACAUUGAAUCCUCCAGGGAGUUUCUCAGGAAGUUUGUUGGGGGGGUGGGGAAAGCUGGCACCAACCGCGCCCUGGACUGUGGCUGUGGGAUAGGUCGGAUCAGCAAGCAUGUCCUGUUACCAGUUUUCAAGAGUGUGGAACUGGUGGAUAUGAUGGAAAAUUUCCUGGCUGAGGUCCCGAACUACCUGCAGGACGAGGAGGACAGAGUAGAAAUGUAUUAUUGCAAAAGCCUCCAGGAAUUCACUCCAGCCCCACAAAGAUAUGAUGUCAUCUGGAUUCAGUGGGUUUCAGGAUAUCUGACAGAUAAAGAUCUCCUGAAGUUUCUCAUCCGGUGCCAGAAAGGCUUGAAGGAUAAUGGUGUUAUCAUUCUCAAGGACAAUGUAGCCAGGGAGGGCUGUAUCCUGGAUUGUCUGGACAGUAGUGUGAUCCGAGACCUGAACAUCCUCCACAGCCUCAUUGAAAUGAGUGGACUCGUCAUCCUGCAAGAGGAGAGGCAGCAGGGAUUCCCUGAGCAGUGCGUCCCUGUCUGGAUGUUGGCCAUGCAGAAACGCCCUGCCCAUUCCUGACUGCAUAAUGUGGCAGCAAAGACUGGACUACGGAUGGAGGACAAAGGGGAAGAAAAGCACCUGUAGAAUACUACUAGCUACCUACUGCUACCACUGUAAUUCCAAGGCAGCAACUUCUAAAGGAUCAAGAGAGAAUUACAAUUGAGCCAGCUUCUCCAGGCAAUAGUCUGCUUCUAAAUCCUGCCUGCUUCACCAUUUUUGAAAGACUUUCUGACAGCUCCUUGUAGGAUUUCUCUUUUAUUCAAGAGCCAAUACUACAACAGAACUAAACUAAAUACGGAGACUUCAGACUAAUUAUUUUCUAGUGGCUUAUAUGUUUUAGUGUGCUUUGCAUGAGAGGUGAAACAAAUAAGCUUGUUUUUCACUGGCGACUAUGUUUUCCUGGAAGUUAAGAAGAAUCUGUCAGAUCACUGAAGCAGAAUAUUCAAAUAGGUUCUGGAAAACCUAACCUACCUUGCUUAUGUUUCUGCUCUGUAACAGUAGUGGCGCAUAAGGAUAUUUACACUUCAGGGAAAAGAUUAUGUGACAUAUAAGCAUGUUUGCUUUGAAAAUUUGUGCAAAGAUUGCCCCACAAUCCACUUUCUGGAAAAUGUUUUUUCAAAACGUUCACAGUGGAAACCACUUGAAAGCAUCUCUUUAUUAUUCAUACCACUGUAAAUUUCUUUCUUUCCCACAUUCAGAACAAAUCUGGCACCAUAUGCAGAGCUAAUGGGAUUUCAUGGGGUGUUAAUAGUUAGAAUGCAAAAAGAACUAAUACAGUAUUGUAUUAAUUAACAACUGUACUAAAUUGCAGAGGGUGUUAGUAACCCAAAAGCAUCUAUGAUUUAUAUCCAAACAGCAGCUGUGUAAGCCUGGAUUUGACAAUGCUAACACAUACAAUCUCCUUAGAGCUCACAGAAAUUACACAUUGACCUUCUUGUCCCUUUCAUACGGGCACAGAAAGCACUGUGGGAGAACAGGGUUCUUUUUGCAAAGAUUUUCAGAAUUUGAUGUUCUGCUUCAUUCUGAAUGAGUGCAAGAGGAGACAGUUUUGUUUUUGUUUACAGAGAAUAGUCAGUAAUGGUCCUAAUGAGAACUAUGGACAAAAUCAAACAUUUCCUUUGAGUUAAGGUUCUAAAAUAAUUUACAUUUUAAAUUUUUGUUAUUAUAAUGCAGCAAAAAAUGUAAAUGAAGCAUGGCUUGUUCAAAAUGUAAGAAUGGACUGUUCUGACUCUUUCAGAAUUUUUGUCUUAUUUUAUUCACCUGCAAUUCUGGAACAACUGGCUGGGCUUUUUUAAAAGUUGUGUUAUGACAAAUGUCCAUGUUCAGAUGGAAAAGGUUCUAUGGAAUAUCCUCCACGUGGCUGUAUGCACAAUUAUCUUUGUCAAAUAUUGUCACCUGUGUAAGAUUGACUCACAUAGGAGCCCAAAGACAACAAGGGACAACAGGGAACUUCUCAGUUGGAUUUUAGUACUCUUGGCCACCCUUUGAUAACAGAUCUCCAGAUUUGUUUUAAUUGUGUAGCUCAUCUUCUCUAGCAAUAUGAAUGCAUAUGUUGAGAAUUUCCAGUUCAUGGCAUAGAGCUUCAUGCUGUCAAAUCUUAUUCAGUAAUUAGUGUGGUUUUUUUUUGUUUUUUUUUUGUUUUUUUUUUUUUUUUUUUGUUUUUUU